Messenger RNA from Salvia splendens (bonfire salvia), 546 nucleotides. RefSeq lists its product as uncharacterized. The coding region runs from base 1 to 546 and encodes 181 amino acids. Lineage: Eukaryota; Viridiplantae; Streptophyta; Magnoliopsida; Lamiales; Lamiaceae. The transcript has a single exon. The record is from RefSeq and is a predicted model, not a curated record.
AUGCAAGCCGAUUGCCAACAGCUGAGGCCUAUAACUGGUUUAGGCCUAAAGGGGAACGAAAACUCUGGCAACGGUUCAUUUGGAAGGAUUUCAUCCCUCCAAAUAUAUUCGUUAACGACCUGGCAAGCGCUAAGGAACCGACUACCGACAAGGGACAGGCUCGGUUAUGCUGACAUUGACCAAAGAUGUCCACUUUGCAACACAGGAACCGAAUCAGUGGACCACCUCUUCUUCAAGUGUACCAAGACAAGAGAAGUUUGGCGUGUGAUCAAGACAUGGGUUGGCAUGAGGAGGCCAAUCACAACCAUACCGAGCGCGAUCAAGUGGUUCCUUAAGGAGCGCAAUGGUGUAACGGUGAUCCGGAAGGCAAGGAGCCUGGCCCUUAUUGCCGCGAUCAGCUUAAUGUGGAGAGCUAGGAACGCCGUAAUUUUUGAUGGAGUUACCUUUGAGCCGAAGCACCUGAUCUUCCAGAUUAAGAAAAUCACUUACGCUACACUCUACACCAUGUUCCCGCACGAGACGGUCCAGGAGCACCUUGGAGUUUAG